AUGCCGCCACACCUCGGUGCAGGCACGCUCUUGUGUCUUUUUGCCUUAGCUGUUGCGGCGGCGGCGGUAAGUGUGCCUGCGGCUGAGCUUGCGGCGCUCAACGCGCUCUACGAGGCCACCAACGGGCCGACCUGGGCCGACUCGCGGGGUUGGAAUGAUGGCGACGCGUGCGCAGCUGUCGGCGUUACAUGUUCAACAAACGUAACAGCCGGCACUGCCCAUGUCGUUGCCAUCGAGCUCUCCGGCAACAAGCUCUCCGGCACGCUUCCGGCGAGUGGGUGGGACCUUCCAGAGCUACGCAUCCUCGACUUGUCCGACAACCUUAUUGGCGGUACUGUCCCGGUGAGCUGGGGAGAGUCUCUGCAGGCGCUCGAGGAGCUCAACCUAGGCGGCGAGCGACUGCUGAGCCUUGCCGCCCACGAAGGGCUCGGUCCCAAUUAUCGUUAUUUUACAUCCAUCAAGGUCUACUCGUCGAACCCUCUCACCGGCACCCUUCCGCCUGAGUGGGGCAAGCUGAGCAAGUUGGUUAUGCUCUCGCUCGCCACCGGCGGAACUGCCCAAGGCGCCGGCUUUGUCGGCAGCAUUCCCGACGAGUGGAUCGGCAUGCGCUCGCUCGUCUACAUCAACAUUGCUCACUCGGGCCUUGGUGGCGACGUCCUCGCUCCGGUCCUUGCCCGCAUCAAUGGCCUUCGCUACGUCAAUGCGCGGUUCUGUGGCUUCAAGUCCAUCCCGCGUGAGUUUGUCGGCUCCACCAUCUCCCAGCUCGAGCUGACCGGCAAUCCCAUGUCCGGCUUUGAGUUUCCCACCUGGCUCUCCGAAUGGAGCGCGCUUGAGGAGUUUGCGCUCAACAUCUGCAACAUCACGGGUACGCUCCCGGCUAGCCUCGGCGAAAUGACCCAGCUCACCCGCGUGGUCAUCGGCAGCGCGCCGCACUUGCAUGGCGUCAUUUCGCCGACAUGGGGCAACUUGGUCAACAUGCGCGGCCUGUUCAUUUACCAGAUUGGCCUCACCGGCACCAUUCCGCCCGAGCUCGGUGCAUGGACAAAAAUCGAGCGGCUGGUCCUCGCCGAGACAGGCCUCACUGGUACCAUCCCGCCCGAGCUCGGCCAGAUGUCGGCCGCGUCGUACGUCCUCCUCAACCGCAACAAGCUCUCGGGUACCCUGCCGCGCGAGCUCGAGCACAUGACUGCGCUCGCAGACCUCGCCGUCCACUCCAACAAUCUGUCUGGCACCAUUCCGCCUUCCUGGGGCACCAACAUGGUCAACCUCGUCAACCUGCGUGCGUUUGACAAUUCCCUCUCCGGUACUCUCCCGCCCGGCUUUCCGGCGCUGGAAAUUGUGGACGUCCACAACAACAACUUGCAAGGCCAUCUCGACAUUCUCUGCAACAAAGCCAAGCUCGGCAUCGUCGACGUCUCGUCAAAUGGACUCUCAUCGUUCCCGGACUGUAAGACCUGUAUCGGCGAAGUCGACAUCAGCAACAACGCAUUUGUCGGCCAGCUGCCCACCAUGGAGCACGUGUCUUGCCUCACCAAGUUGAGUGCUUCCCACAACAUGUUCUCCUCCUCGAGUCUGCCAAGCUCCUGGUCGCGCCUCAACACCACGCUCGCCCACCUCGACUUGUCGUACAACAAUCUCGCCGGUGCUGUCUCAAACUACCUCAUCCGCAUCAAGUAUGGCAACUCGCUCGGGUACAUCGACCUCUCCCACAACAAGCUAUCCGGCCAGAUCCAGCAGACUGUAUUCUCGCAUGUCGACGCUUCGUUCCUUCAAGGCCUCGUCCGGCUGUACGUCAACGACAACAACAUUGUUGGCUCAGUUCCCGGCCUGCUUGAGCGCCUGCCGCUCCUCCACGAGGUCGACCUCUCCAACAACAACUUUACCGGCUCGGCAAGCCCGAUGACCGAGGACGCUAUCGCCAAUGCUGACCUGCGAGGCAACCCCGGGCUUCGCGAGCCCGACGGCAUUUCGCUCCCGGUCAACGUCAUCGCCCACUAUCCACUGGUCCAGCCGAGCGUCGAGCUCAACUACCGGUGUCCGACGCUUACCGAUACUGUGACCCAGCGGGUCCGGCUUGACCUCGACGCCCACUACUACGGCGCCUCGCUCUGUGAGUGUCUGCCGGGCUACCAUGGGUCGAACGGUGACUGCUUGUCGUGCACCCACCUCGGGCCGGCCGUCACCUGCGAAGGCGGCCAGGUCGUGCUCAACCAACGCGGCCUUGGGCUGUACGAUGUGUACGCCGCCAAUGUAACCAUCAACCCCAACUACUUUCGGGUCGGCACCGCGCCGUCGGGCGACCCGCUCAUCGACCCGUGCUACCGGCUCUCGUCGGACGAAACGUCGUGCAACCCGGCCGGGGCCCACCCGGCAGUGUGCGCCGUCGGCUAUGAGGACCGACUCUGCUCGCGAUGCUCGGCCGGGUACUUUCCGCAGGGCCGACGGUGUCGCAAGUGCCCGCGCAUCCUGCCCGAGCUCAUGGCGGUGGCGUACUCGGUCAGCUUCUGUGUGUGGUACGCCAUCAACCAGACCGGCAGGCGGUCUGCCGUCCUCACGCCGCUCGUCAAGUCACUGUUCAUUUUCAUGCAGACCUCGGCGCUCAUCUUUGCGCGGUCGUCGGCGUUCUUCUGGCCGUCGUCGAUUCUCUCGUUCUUUUCGAUCUCGUUUGGCUGGACCGCUGUCUCGACCAACGUCCUCACCUGCCUUGUCUCCAGCACUGCCGCGUGGGAGACAUCGUUUGUCUUUUCGACACUCAUUGUUCCUGGUCUGGGCCUCUUUUGUCUGCUCGCCUACGGCCUGCUCGCUUCCAUCUCGCGGUGCACCCGUUCGGGCUUGCUCGGCAAGGACGAGCAGCACUGGCGGUACGGCGGGAUCCGGUCCAUGCUCGCCAUCCUCAACCUCAUGUACAUGCCGAUCACCGUCGGCAUGCUCAUUGUCCUUCCGUGCGAGUCGUCGGCCGACGGCAGAAAAUACCUUUGGGCCGCGCCGUGGAUCGAGUGCAGCUCGUCGAACACAACUUGGGUCAACCUGGUCGUUGUUGGCUCGGUCUUCUCUGCUCUCUAUGGCCUUGGCGUCCCGGUCAUGUUCCUCGCCAUGAUGCGGGCGCGGAGCAAGACGCUGGAGCGGCUGGCUGCCGCUGGGCUUGUCGAAGUCGACGGCCACUGGCUCCAGUGGUUCUACGCCGGGUACCGCCCAGGCGCGGCGUGGUACGAGUUUGUCAUCAUGGGCCGCCGGCUGGCCAUUGCGGUUGUCGCGGUCAUUCCCUCGUCGUCACCCAUUGUGCCGCUCGGGUUUUUCAUGACUCUCGUCGUUGCUCUCUUCAUGCACAUCUACCGCCAGCCGUUCCUCUACCAGCCGCUCAACCGGCUCGAGCUCCUCACACUCGUUCAGCUCUUCCUCACCUUUGUCAUCGGGCAGAUUUUCUCGUCGCGGACCCACGAGAGCUCCCUGCCGUCGUCGUCGAUCUACCUCGAAGCGACGGUCGUUGUGAGCAACGCCGGUGUUGUCAUUCUCUAUCUCAUUGCAAUUGUCGUGGCAGUCAAGCGCCGCGUCCGCGCCCGGAAAUCACACGGCAAGGCUAGGCGCGCGGACGAGCUGCCGCUCUGCGAAGCGCCUGCGCUCUCGGCGCCGAUCAAGAUCCCGCCGCUGCCGCUGCAGACCAUCCUCAAGCCCGCGCCACUGGUGCUGCCGCCGCUGCGCGUGCCCGGCCCCACGCCAAGCUUGGAAACAAUCAUCGACGUCGACUCAUACUCGUCGUCGGGAUGGUACACCGCCACCGGGUCUGAGGAGGAGGAGCAAGCCGAGUGCUACGAGCCCGAGCCGCCUGCCCUCGAAGCCGAGAUUCGGGCCUUUGUUCGCGCGCACAGCGCCGGCGACGAGACCGAUGAAGCCCUGGUGGCGUCACUCUUAGCUGUCUGGAAUGCGCCCAAGUAAAGAGGACGCAAACGCAA
Thecamonas trahens ATCC 50062 is the source of this 3950-nucleotide messenger RNA. RefSeq names its product leucine Rich Repeat family protein. Lineage: Eukaryota; Apusomonadida; Apusomonadidae. The record is from RefSeq and is a predicted model, not a curated record. The transcript has a single exon. Bases 1 to 3933 code for a protein of 1310 amino acids.